Molecule: messenger RNA, 3876 nt
Organism: Fonsecaea erecta
Lineage: Eukaryota; Fungi; Ascomycota; Eurotiomycetes; Chaetothyriales; Herpotrichiellaceae
Exons: 1
Coding region: 1-3876 (1291 amino acids)
Source: RefSeq, a predicted model, not a curated record
AUGAUCUCCUUCGACGACAGACCUUCCUGGGCGGUACCUGAUUUUCCUGAUUACGCCCACACAGACGCAACAGACGAGUCCCGGGAAGAUAUCAAUGUGCCAAACGCAACACGAAGUCAGCGGUAUGUCGCCGAUCGACAAAGUGUUGGAAGCAAUCACAGUUCCGAAGUGUCUCCUUUUCCAAAUCAAUGGGAGGAGCCUGUAUUGUCCAACAAAAGCCGGCAUAUCUUGGAGAAUGAAAUUCCCCCGGACAAAGGCACACAGAUCAUUCCGCAGAUGUGGAAUCCAACGUGGUUACGCAAAUCAUUUCUUUUCGGGGUCAUCUUACUCUUUUUAGCCCUGGUCGCUGGGCUGGUUAUCCUGUGGCGUUUUGCACAGAUCAGGAACGGAAUCAGGACGGCUAUCACCAGCAAUCAUUACGCGUGGACCUAUGGACCGACUGCACUGCUCGUUUUGAUAGGCGUUCCCUGGAGGCAGGUCGACUUCCACUGCCGGGCUUUAGCGCCAUGGUCACACCUUCGGCGUGGUCCAACUCCAGCGAAGAGAUCCUUGCUCCUAGAUUAUAUCUCUCCUCCAUUGCCUCUGGCUCUGGGUCGAGCGGUUAAGAACCACGAUUGGGCUGUUCUGGCGAGUGGUAUGGGCUUGUUGUUGCUGAGAAUAGUCAUCGUCUUCAGCACCGACCUGCUCGUGCUUACACCGACUUCCGAUUUCAAAACCCUUUCCGAUGCCAUCGUGAACUCGAAGUUUGAAGGCACAAACUACACAAUCGGACCUGAUCUGGUCGACGCCGAACUAAUGCAAUUCUAUGGCAUAGAAGAACGGGGGCUCAAUUACCAAUACGGGGCAUCGCCAAAUGUCGCAUACAAUACUCUUGACCUGCAAUCUCUGCCCACAAACUCGACUGUGACAGCGACGGUGCACGGGGUGUUCCCGUUCUUCAAUUGCGAAGUGCUGACACCCGAAAUUGUCGGGAACAACUUCACCUGGAGCAAUGAUGGCGAAUAUCCAUUCGGAGAUAAACUAGAGUUGAGGCUUACUCUGUCUCCUGCAAAAUGUCCUCCUAUGACGACCUACUAUGAGUUGUGUCAGGCACCUGAAUGCCCUGUUGGACGAUCUAUCAUCUCUGAAGAGGACUGGAGCGCGUUCCAACCCCCGGUUGACGAUCUUGACCCUUGUGCAAACCUCUACGCGCUCAGCUUGAUCGACAUCACUUUCGAAGAAGUCACAGGACACCCUAAAAACACUAGUGCCGCAUGGAACGUGACCUUGUCCGAGCCGGUUGGUAUUGUUUGUGGUCUUGGAUACACGAUCGACAGUGUCAACCUCACGAUCAAUACGGCUGAUCCUACUGCAAGUGGUGGAAUUAAUACCACCGGACCCCUCCAGCGCAUUGCAGAUGUUCUUCCUGGGUACUCAUACUACAAUCUGAGUAUGGCUCUCCGGAAUGAAAUCAACGUGAAUAGCCUUCCGCCAACGCCAAAUGCUCCGCAGGUCAAAGCAUUUGCCAGGUUCUUCGCUAUUCUCGCUGGCGGCUCCGCCGUCGAAUUGUUAAAUGUGGAAACGUUGAAAAUCACUGCCGAAAAAGCAUUCAAAGGCGUAGGAGUUCAACUCGCCUACUCAAAUCUACGCAAGAAAGACAAUGCCACGACUACUGCCGAUAUUUCAUAUCAGGAACCGAGACUUCAAGUUCGAGUACUCAGCGUGUGGGCCAUGAGCGCAGGAUGUGUACUACUAGCCGUCGCUGCUGCCGCUGUUCUCCUCUGGCGCCCAAGAGAUGUCGUUUCGCGCCAGCCCAACUCUAUUGGCGCUCAAGCAACGAUACUUGCUGCGAGCCCUACGCUCCAGAAGUCGUUAGACACAGCCUCGAGUUACUCCGGUACCGCCUUUGAGACUCAUCUACAGGAUCUAGUUGCGGCGUCUCACAUCAACAGUGAGCGUGCAACCCCCGAAUUCUCCAUCAUGGCCACCGUGCAGGAAGGAACUCAACGGAGAAAAAAGGAUGACCGCAGCAAUCAUUCUUGGUGGGAAACUAGCUCCACCACCAUUUGGUUCAUGUCCGCUGCUCUAGGGCUUCCGCUCACUGUCAUUGCAGCUCUAGAAGUCCUGCAGCACGAAUCAGAUGCACAUGACGGUUUGGUCGCCAUAUCUAGCUCUCUUAUCUAUCGAUCACUACCAAACAUCCUCGCAUCAGUCGUUUUGAUAUGUAUCGCGAUCAUGUACGAUGCCCUUGAUUUCGCGACAACAACUCUGGCGCCUUAUCAGACGUUGGCCCAGGGAAGUGCCCCUGCAAAGCAGACUUUGCUCAGGACAUCGUCAGGCAGCCUCCCAAUCUGGUCCACCUGGAAAGCAAUCCGUGGGCGUCAUGUGGAAGCUGCCGUAGCAUCAGUCGCCGCUCUCAUUGGCAGUUUGCUGACAAUCGUCGCUUCGGGCCUCUACACAAUCGAAGCUAUUCCGGUUGUCCUCGAUGUUACCGUCAUCACGUCUGACAAAUUUGUGCCAUCAUUCGGAACUUCAACAGAUGGAUCGGCUGGUGCUAUUUUCACGCUGAUUGAGCAGAAUAACGUGUCCUAUCCAGCACUCACGUACGAUGGACUGGCGUUUCCCAACAUCCAGACCUCUGGUUUCGGAGCCGAAGCUCUGAAACAGCUGGGCAACUCUACGCACGCAGUCACCCUGCAAGCCAACGUUGUGGCUACGAGAGCAUCGCUUAACUGCACUUUGAUUCCGAAAGAGCAUAUGAUCAUGACAAUGUAUACGAUCCCGGAUCCCGGAGUCCCUACUAGCUGUCGAUCCAACAACAUCACGUUUUACGCAGAUCUGCCCCCAUCAUGCCCACACUUCCUGAAUGGAGAAAAUCAGACGGCCACGAACAUUCCGUUCACUUCUAUUGUACAGCAUUCCUGUGAAGGUGAGGGUGGUCUUGCUGUCCACGAGCAAGUGGUUCUCAAUAACCAGGGCGCAAUGGGCGACGCGACCACAGAAACUAGCGCAGGGUCUACUUUGGGAGCGGCGAGUAAUCCUCCCGGAUGUCCCUCGUUGGCGUUCAUGUCUGGCUACUUUGUCGAAAACGUCACCUCGACGGAGAAUGUUACAGCCAUGACAUGUAUUCAAGGGUUGGAAGAGGUCAACGCGGAGGCCACGUUCUUGAUAUCAGGAGGCUCUUUCCAGGUCGUAUCAGAGCCAAAGAUAGAUGAGAGUUCAGCUCGGUGGCUCGAAGCGUUUAACAGCACGUACUGGUUUACGGAACCCAGUACAUUCGCACCGUUCAACCGUGAGGCCCCGACUCUCCUGGCCGACUAUUUUUACUCACAGGUCAACUACGGUCCCGACGGCAUCCCUGCCGACGAGCUGACCGGCCCGUCAAAUACCCAACGCUUCAUUGACGCCACCCAACGCAUCUAUCGUCGAUAUAUGGCGCAACUCAUCAACGGCACCAUGCGGCGCACCCUGAACCAGACCGAAGCAUCCUCGGCACCCCAGUACCACGGGUCCGUCACUGGGACGACCCGGUUGAGACUCAAGCAAAACGCCACGUCCAAGCUGAUCCUGCAGAUCUUCCUCGCAAUCAUGCUCGCCUGCGGCACGUUCGUGUACGGCCGGCGCAACAUGCGCCGUGUUCUUCGACAUUGUCCCUGGAGCAUUGCGGGCACCAUGAGCUUGCUCGCAGGCAGCGAGAUCAUUGACCGGAAGAUCAUCCCCGUUGGGGCCGAGUUUAUGAGUGAUGAAGAGUUGAGGAGCGUGUUCGAGGGCUACGUCUUCAGCUUGGGGUGGUGGGACGGUUCGGCCGGCGGAACAAACAGUCCAGGAGGACAGACACAGCGACGGUUCGGCAUCGAUAUCGGCAAGGCUGACGCAAAUCCACGGGCAAAAACAUGA